Messenger RNA from Lytechinus pictus (painted urchin), 4492 nucleotides. RefSeq names its product histamine N-methyltransferase-like. The transcript has 4 exons. The coding region runs from base 286 to 1278 and encodes 330 amino acids. The record is from RefSeq and is a predicted model, not a curated record. NCBI's taxonomy places the organism in Eukaryota, Metazoa, Echinodermata, Echinoidea, Temnopleuroida, Toxopneustidae.
CUCUGUGGCCCCCUUGGUCGAUCUUUUCCGUACUUCGUUUAUACAUGUAUAAUGUUAGUGAUUUUAACUCCCAAUUCUUAUUGUACAAUAAACGACCUUUGGUCGAUUUUGAUUUCCUAUCGAGGGUAAAGUGUGAGACGAAGACAGCUUUCUGAGAUUAAGCAUUGGGGCCUGUAAGUGCCAAACAUUAUUAGGCUAAUUCACCUUACUACAAUAACAUAGUUAACGGACGAUACCAACUUACAUCUUGCUCCAUGCAGUGACUCGAAUGACUUCUGUGGUGCAAUGGAGACGCAACGGAAGAACAUGAGGACACCCCAGAUGAAAUCCCUGGUCUCCGAUCUUGAUUACUACGCAGAGGCGUAUCGCUCCUACGCGGGAUUCUACAGUCACAAAAUCAAGUUGUAUCAGAAGUGGGCAGACGACGUCUUUCUUCCUAUCGCAGGAGAAAAGCUUCAGGAAUCCUUUCAAGGGGAACAGGAGUUCAGGAUCCUCGGUAUUGGGAGUGGAGGAGGUGAGAUUGAUGUCUGUCUCCUGGAACGGCUAUCAGCUAGGUUCUCAUGCAUCAAUAACACUGUCGUCGAGCCUGCGACAGAUGCCAUCUCGAAAUACAAUGCCCUUCUCGGUGAGAAAGCGACCAGCCUUCCCGGGGUAACAACGCACUUGAAGCAGACGACCAUCGAGGAAUUUUGCGCGGAAACGCGGGAGAACUCGAGUUCGAGCGACUCGCGCCCAAAAUUUCACCUCAUCCACGCGAUCUCGAGCUUGUAUCACGUGGAUGAUUUCAAGAAGGUGAUCAGAGAGAUGUAUGAGAUGCUGGAAGAAGGAGGCGUGAUGCUCAUCAUUGUGAUGACAGAUGAUCACGUCAUCUACCGAAUGUGGGAUAACUUUCCAUUCCUCGUUGGUCAACAGCAGGAGGCACUCGCUAAGAACUUAUCCAGCAAAGACAUUACAACAGCUCUCGAAGACCUCGGCAUUGCCUACUCCUUGCAGACGGUCAAUUGCAGGACCGACGCGAUCUCUUGCUUUAACCCGGAAUCCGUGGAAGGGGGUAAAGUCCUCGACUUUUUAACCAACACAAUACGAUUCAGGGAUACUGCACCUGCAGAGAUGUGUGACGAGGUCUUGGGAUUCCUGCGCGUCAUCUGCUCCGAUGCGUCUGGAUCCGAUGGUGGGGCAAAGGAAGAACUGAAAGAAGGGGUACCCAAGGAGAAGGAUCACAGAGACAACGAGUUGCGUUUUAACAGGGAUUGGCAGUCGGUGAUUGUUUUUCGCUAAGAUAAUUUUGCAAAUUUUCAUUAUUAUGGAAGAUUCAAAUGAUGUAAUAAAGUAUAACGUGAAGGACUUUAAUGUCACAGUCGUACCGCCGAAACUACGUUCAGACCGACCAAAAGCCAUUGCGUUAUUUCCAAUGACAUAUCAAUCGAUCGGUUUGGAGUCGGUUUCGUUGGUGUGACUGUAGUACAAAUGAGUACCGGUAUAUAGUGUUCAAGGCAUCAAUUAAGCAAGUACAAAGUAGACUUAUCCAUGAUGCAACUGGUGUCGACCGGUAUAACUUGGCUACUGCGUUAUUGGUGAGGGACGGUGGGAUUUGAUUAUUCUUAUUAUUUUCAAGAAGAACUUCAGUUAUGAAGCCUGAUGAACAAGUGUCCAACACCCGACAAAAAAAUGAGACACAGUGGGUCACUAGAAGGCGUGGUGCUGAAUUAUUAUUCUUAGUCGGUUGAAAAACUACGGUUGCAUUUUCGUUCGCUGCAAGAAAUUGGAGAUUAAAUUGGUUGGCAUUAACCCGUUGAAUGUUAUCGUGCGCCAGACGAUCAGAUCAGUCAAAGGCAGAGGCCGAGGAAUUUCUCUAAGAUCGCCCUCUCUUGUUUGUGAUCGGUAAAUGAGGAGAAGGCUUUUCGGGGGGGGGCGGCUCGAGAUUUUCAGCUCAGUUUGGAAUCCACAGGUUCCUUAUCGUUAUUCAACUGAUGUGUCACGAUAAAAACGAACGGAUGCUUGGCGAUAAUUUGUAGAUAAUAGACCCUAUAUCUCAACAGCUUAGUCAAUCGGGCAGUUAUAUGGAAAAUGGUUCCAUACUCAUCCUUCAGGAACGGGGCGGGGACAGAGCUGUCUGUAUAAAAUUUAGAUUGCAUGUUUAAAAUCAAUCAAAUGAUAUGAAUAUACAAAUAUAAAAAAUCAACAUGUUAUGAAUUACAAUGAUGUUUUUGGGAGAGCUUGGAAGAAGAUAUAUUGCAAACUGGUCUCCCCUCUCUCCGUCUUGUAAGUAUAGACCACUGUCGCCCUUUUUGGUGAUAUUUUGCCCGGGUGCCAGCUGCAUGGUGUCACGUAUAGCACAUUCAUGUCUUCAGUCUCUUAAAAUGCGCAUCAUGACCAAUCGCUGUACUUGUGUAACAUGUCAUGUUAUAUACAAAUAUCACACUUUCUUGCUUUUACUUAUGCCGUCUAGGUCAUGUCGGUAGCACCCCAAACAGGGGAUUUGAUAAUAAUUUUUUCCAUGUGUCAAGUUCAGCGGCGUGCAAGAUGUAGCGGGCCCUCCCGCCUGUGAGCUGAACUUGAGGGGGACGGGGUGCCGCUGGGUUUCGGAGUGGUCCAGCUAUGGUGGUGACGGCCUGGAUGCCACAAGUUUAUUCGAUCCACUUUGGGGAAUAUCAAAAUUAAUAAUACUGUCGAUGAUGAUGAUCUAUUGUAAAGCGCAGCUAUGAGCAUAAUGUGGAGCGUUGUGGCCCAGUGGAUUAGUCUUCUGACUUUAAAACAGAGGGUCGUGGGUUUGAAUCUCAGCCUUGGCGUAAUUUCCUUCAGCAAGAAAUUUAUCCACAUUGUGCUGCACUCAACCCAGGUGAGGUGAAUGGGUACCCGGCAGGAUUAAUUGAUUGAAUGCAUGAGCGCUGAAAGGGGGCUCCAGCUAAAGUCGGGGUAAUAAUAAUAAUAACAUCGCACCUCGGAAUAGAAUAUUCUAGAUAGAUGGCGCUAUAUAAAUGCCUAUCAAUAUUAUUUUGCGUUUACAUUUUGAACCUGCAGACAUUACAAGCUCUGCUUUUUAUGCAGGUUCCUUCAUAUUUCACUUUGAUUUACUGCCAUUUUCAUUAUACUCUGUAUUGUGUAUGUAUCAAAUGCAUUUCUUGUAUUAUAUCAUGUUAUCAUAAUCAUUUUUCUCUGAAGUACGAAAACAAAUUCAAUUUAAUUCAAUAAUUCAAUUCAAUUUUCCUGGAUUGUAGCUAGGACCUAGCUGACACUCUUGCUGGAAAGAACACUUUGUCACACAGUGUGAUCACAGUGUGUUCACAUAGCGGACUAUGUGAAAAUAUUAUUCACACUGUUAAAUUGCUCAAUUUCAACAGUGUGAAUAUAUUUUCACACUGUGGACACCUCGACAGUGUGACUGUUCACAACGUGUUUACACGGUCGAAUAUAUGUGAAUAUGUGAUUUACACGGUUGAAAUGCUCAAAUUCAACAGAGUGAAGGUGAUUUCACAUUAUGUUCCACACUGUGAACACACUGUGGGUCACUAGCUGUGUUCAUUCCAGUAGGGACAAUCCCAUGAAUACAGUAUUUGCUAACACAUUGAAGGUGCAUCCUACCACCCAUAUCUCGCCGAGGUCGCGACUGGCACGUUGUGAAUGAAUUCAUGAGAACCUAAUCAUGCUAUUACCAUGGCUGGGAUUCGAACCUAUGACAAUCCGUUUUAAGAGGCGAGAGUCGGAACCACCAGACCAGAAGAAGACAGAAUAAAGAAUAAGAGGGAAGUAAGAAGAGCAGGGGAAAUAGUAAUUUGAUUACCCCUGCAAUUAAGCAAAAUACUAGGUCGUCGUCCUGGCCAUCAUUUCCUGUUCUUAUCUCUAUUAGUGAUAAACAAAUUCAGUAGGCAAUUUCACUAAAUGUUUGAUAGAACUAAAAACAGAAAUAGACGGAAAUGUGAUCGACGAUAAACUCUCGACCUUUUGAAACGUGUAUAGUUACGUAACAAAUUGUCUUAAUCAAGACCAUUACGCCCGCGUGUUGUAUGUCCGGACGGGUUGAUUGUCCCCAAAAGACGGUAAUUUUCACGAACUUUGCGAUCAAUAUUCAUCAAACGAUUGAAAGAUGUAUUACACAAUACCAUGGAGCUACUAUAGUAACUCCAUUAUAUAGCCAUAAUUUCACAAUUAUUUUUGGUAUAUUAAAUACACGAAUUUUGAGAAAAUAAAGACCAUCAUGGACGUAUGCAUAAUUUCUUUCCGAGGGGGUAAGGCGCAUACUUUUUUCUACGAAACUCGAAUUAAGAGAGGGAGCGAAGCGACCGAGUUUGAUGCUUCUGCAUAUUGCAAGGUGAAAUUGAAGGAUAUUUGGUGAGUUUUAUGAAAGUUUUAAAAUGUUUCUGGGGGCAAUUGCAUCCCCCCCCCCCCCAUGCACGCGGCCAUGGUGGUGAAGCUGGCCAUGGUUGCUCCAUCCCGAAUGUGAUGAUUGCAAAGUCAAUUCGAGCUCAACAAUAAGACGAUUUGAUUAAAGGAG